Molecule: messenger RNA, 2644 nt
Organism: Hevea brasiliensis (rubber tree)
Lineage: Eukaryota; Viridiplantae; Streptophyta; Magnoliopsida; Malpighiales; Euphorbiaceae
Product: ferric reduction oxidase 6
Exons: 9
Coding region: 250-2466 (738 amino acids)
Cellular component (GO): plasma membrane
Molecular function (GO): oxidoreductase activity
Source: RefSeq, a predicted model, not a curated record
UACGUUUUACAUUUCUGAACUGAAAUCCUUUAAGACCAGAUAAUUAUUUUAAGUGGUUCCUAUUUUGUAUGCCAUUCAUUAUUUUGUCGCUCUCUCUCUCUCUCUCUCUCUCGCAAAUUCUGGAUGUACCUCCUUAAUGGGGUGAUGGGUUCCACAAAUUUUGGUUUCAUUGCUACAGUUCUUUAUAUAUUCUGGGAAUAAGCAAAUUGAGCUAGUUCAAAAAGGACUAAGCAAACUGGUUUCAUUCCUAUGGAUCAAUACUCAGUUCAGGAACCUCUUCUUUCAAGUCAAGGUGUCAAAAAGAAGCCUCUCUUUGUAUCAUUAGCGAAAUGGGUUCUCAAGAUUCUAAUUUGGGUGAUUUUCAUUGCAUGGGUUGUUUUUAUCUUUGUGUAUCCAACACAAUUGGGCAAUGAAAUAUUUGAGAAAUGUAUUGGAGCCACCAAGGGAACUCCUUUUGGUCUUUCAGGAAGCAUAUUCUUAUUAUUGAGUGGACCGAUUAUUCUUAUUGCAAUUCUUGCUAUUGCACAUCUUAUCAUCUCUGGGGAAGAGGAUAUCCAGCAGAAGAAGAAUUCAAAGUAUCCACGUGUCCGCUUGUGGACAUUUCCUGUUCUCGUGGGUGGACCAUUUGGGGUUGUUUCUGCUGCUGAGUUCAUUGGGAUUCUUCUCUUUGUUGUGUACAUCAUCUGGGCUGUUUAUGCCUAUACAAUAAGGAAUCUCAGCCUUAUCUCCAAUUGGCAUUUUACUUCUAAAGAGGAAGGCAUCUGGCUAUUAGAAUUGACAGGGCUUCGACUUGGUAUGAUUGGAUUAUUUUGCUUGGCAUUUCUAUUCCUUCCGGUUGCAAGAGGAUCAGUUCUUCUCCGCCUUAUUGAUAUCCCUUUUGAGCAUGCUACAAGAUACCAUGUGUGGUUGGGACACUUGACAAUGCUGCUCUUUACCCUCCAUGGGCUAUUUUAUGUAAUUGGAUGGGGAAUGCAGGGUAAUCUGCAAUAUGAAAUAAUGGAAUGGAGAGAUGUUGGAAUUGCCAAUUUUGCAGGUGUUGUCAGCCUUUUAGCCGGACUUUUGAUGUGGGUGACAUCACUUCCUGGUGUGAGACAGUGGAGUUUUGAAUUGUUUUUUUACACCCAUCAACUAUAUGUGGUCUUUGUCCUCUUCUUGGCGUUCCAUGUUGGUGAUUUUAUUUUCAGCAUGUCUGCUGGUGGAAUAUUUCUUUUCAUGCUUGAUCGGUUUUUGAGAUUUUGCCAAUCACGAAGGACUGUAGAUGUAGUUUCAGCCAAGUGCCAUCCAUGUGGAACUGUGGAAUUGGUCUUUUCAAAACCAGGAAACUUGCGAUAUAAUGCCCUUAGUUUUGUUUUUCUUCAAAUCCGGGAAUUAUCAUGGCUGCAAUGGCAUCCUUUCAGCGUCUCAUCUAGCCCUUUGGAUGGUAAAAAUCAUCUAUCCAUUCUCAUAAAGGUCCUUGGGAGAUGGACAGAGAAGCUUAGAGAAAACAUCAUGAAAACAUCUGAGGUAGAAACAGCAAAAUUGCUGGACCAACCUUUCCAACCGCAUGCCAAGAUAACAGCUUCUGUUGAGGGGCCAUAUGGGCAUGAAGUACCAUAUCACUUGAUGUAUGAGAACCUCAUUCUAGUAGCUGGUGGAAUAGGAAUUUCACCUUUCUUGGCAAUCUUGAGCGAUAUUCUCCACCGUAUUAAUGAAGGCAGACCCUGCUUACCCAAAAAUGUUUUAGUUAUUUGGGCUGUCAAAAAAUCAAAUGAGCUUCCUCUUCUGUCAACCAUCAACAUGGAGUCAAUUUGUCCAUAUUUCUCUGACAAACUAAAUCUGGAGAUUUGCAUUUAUGUUACUCGUGAAACAGAUCCCCAAUUGGAAGAGGGGAUUGUUCACAAGGCUACAACUUCUUCUAUCUGCACUGCCACUAAGGGAUAUGGCAUGUCAGUUUUGGUUGGUACAGGUGAUAACAUAUGGUCUGGACUUUACAUUAUUUGUUCUACAGUGGGCUUUGUUAGUCUUCUGGGUUUGUUAGAUGUGUUCUAUAUAAACCGAUAUGGCAUACAAUCAUGGUGGUAUAAAGGACUUCUUUUUGUAGCAUGUAUGGUUGCCAGUAUUGUUAUCUUUGGAGGUUGUGUGGUUGGUUUGUGGCAUCUGUGGGAAAGGAAAACUUUGGCCAGGGAGGAACACUUGGACAACAGGAUGAAGGCUGAGAAGGUGCCAGAUAAUGAAGAUAUGACAAAUGAUAAUUUCUUUGAGAAAAAACAUUCAAGCUUUACUGUGAUACAGUAUGGUUCAAGACCAGACUUCAAAGAAAUUCUUGGAUGCGUAGCGAAGCAGUGGGGCUUUGUUGAUGUAGGGGUGAUUAUAUGUGGUCCUCCAACUCUUCAGUGCAGUGUUGCUAGAGAAAUCAGGUCUCAGAAUUUGAGGAGAGAAUCUGAUGAUCCUGUUUUCCAUUUCCACAGUCAUAGCUUUGAUCUGUAGCCAAAUGCUGCAAUAUGUUCCUUCUUACAGCAUUAGCUUGCAGUAUGUAUAUCUUAUAGCAAGUAAAUCUCUAAAAUAUGAGAUAGGAUGUUGUCUAUUUAGCAUGUAGAUUGUAAUGUAUGUAAUCAUCACUUUCCCUCUCUAUAUAUAUAACAGUAUUAGUCAUACUUGUAAACAA